This is a messenger RNA of Aspergillus versicolor CBS 583.65, 1150 nucleotides long. RefSeq lists its product as uncharacterized. The coding region runs from base 189 to 986 and encodes 265 amino acids. Gene Ontology annotation, cellular component: membrane. The transcript has a single exon. NCBI's taxonomy places the organism in Eukaryota, Fungi, Ascomycota, Eurotiomycetes, Eurotiales, Aspergillaceae. The record is from RefSeq and is a predicted model, not a curated record.
UGGCUCCUUAUUGGAGGUAGUUUCCAAUUGAUUAUGGUUUGCUGGAGGUGGCCUGUAGAGCUUGUUUUAACCGUGUGACAUCAUGCAAUCCGGAUUAUUAUUCCACAUGAAAUACUGAGAAAGGGGCCUGCUGAGAGGGAGGUUCAAUAUUUUCCAUUCUUCUUCUGACUCAAUACUGUGUAUCCAAAAUGUCAACCUCUAGUUUUCCAUUUACUUGUGCUCUCGUCACCGGUGGCGGAGGAGGCAUAGGUAAAGCAUUAUCAGCGUACCUGAUUUCCAAAGGCGUCAAGGUACUUAUCGCCGGCCGCACGGAAUCAAACCUCAGGUCGACAGCCCACGAAAUUGGAGCAGCGGAUUUUUAUGUUUUAGACACAGGCAAAACAGUUGACAUCCCCGAAUUCACUUCGCGGGUGACAAAGGAGCAUCCCGAACUGGACUGCCUGAUAAAUAAUGCGGGCGUGCAACGACCGCUCGAGGUGUACAAGACCCCGACUCAAGAGUUCCUUCAGAAAGCAGACCAGGAGAUUGACAUCAAUAUCCGGGGUCCGAUGCAUCUGACUCUGGCACUGCUCGACCAUUUCAAGACAAAGCCAUCAGCGGCGGUUAUCAACAUAUCCUCUGUGCUAGGAUUUAUCCCGUUCUCAGUGAUCAAUCCAGUCUAUAACGGGACCAAGGCGUGGUUGCAUUCUUGGUCGGUGAAUUUGCGGACGCAGCUCGAGUGGGCUGGAUUGGGGGAUAAGAUCAAGGUGAUUGAGAUUGCACCACCGAGCGUGGAGACGAAUCUGCACCGCGAGAGAGAAAACCCAGACGAUAACAAGAAACAUAACAAUCCGAAUUCCUUGAGCAUAGAAGAGUUUAUGAGCGACGUGUCGCGGCAGCUAGAGAGUGGGGGGGAAAUGAUCGGGGCUGGACCAAGUGCGAACUUUGUGAAGAAGUGGUAUUCUGCUUAUGGGGAACCAUAUGACAAGGCUGCGAAGAAGCACUGAGAAGUGGUCAUGACCGUGAAACUGUGUUCAUUGGCGACUGGCCUAUGUAUUGAGACAAGAAAAGACUGAGUUCCAAGUUGCGGCAAAUGCCAGAUUGAGACCCAGAUAACAUAGUGUAUUGUUCCUGUAGUCUAACGACGAAUUAAUUGCGCAGGGAAAGAGAG